CAGGGAAAGCUCUAAAAGAAGCGAAGGGAUGAAGUAUGUUCUUGUGACUGGGGGCGUUGUUAGUGGACUCGGAAAAGGAGUGACUGCUAGCAGUAUUGGUCUUCUUCUUCAGGCUUGCGGACUUCGUGUCACCUCAAUCAAAAUUGAUCCGUAUUUGAAUAAAGAUGCAGGAACAAUGUCUCCUUUUGAGCAUGGUGAAGUUUUUGUACUGGAUGAUGGGGGAGAAGUGGAUUUGGACCUUGGGAACUAUGAGCGGUUUCUAGAUGUUAAGUUGACCCGUGAUAAUAAUAUCACCACCGGAAAGAUUUACCAGUCUGUGAUUGACAAGGAGAGGAAGGGAGAUUAUCUUGGAAAGACUGUUCAGGUUGUUCCUCACAUCACGGAUGCCAUUCAAGAUUGGAUUGAACGCGUGGCAGCUAUACCAGUAGAUGGAAAAGAAGGCCCACCUGAUGUCUGUGUCAUUGAAUUGGGUGGUACUAUAGGGGACAUUGAAUCCAUGCCAUUUAUUGAGGCUCUUGGACAAUUCUCGUAUCGUGUUGGUGCUGGAAACUUCUGCUUGAUUCAUGUCAGCCUUGUGCCGGUUCUAAAUGUUGUUGGGGAACAAAAAACAAAACCAACCCAGCACAGUGUUCGAGGAUUAAGAAGCUUGGGGUUGACCCCAAAUAUAUUAGCCUGCCGCAGCACAACGGAAUUGGACGUGAAUGUGAAGGAGAAACUCUCAAGAUUCUGCCAUGUUCCGGAAGAGAACAUACUGACUCUCUAUGAUGUCCCCAAUAUAUGGCAUGUACCUCUACUCUUAAGGGACCAGAAGGCUCAUGAAGCAAUACUAAAGGUUUUCGACCUUCCAUGUAUGGCAUCUAAACCUAUGUUGGGGGAGUGGACAGCUAGGGCACAACGUUGUGACAUGCUGAAUGAGCCGGUCAGAGUUGCCAUGGUUGGGAAGUACACUGGUCUUUCAGAUUCUUACCUAUCUGUACUGAAGGCUCUGUUGCAUGCUUCUGUUGCUUGCCGAAGGAAAUUACUCAUCAAUUGGGUGUCUGCCAGUGACCUUGAAGAAGCAACUGCCAUAGAAAAUCCUGAUGUUAACAGAGCUGCUUGGAAUUCUUUGAAGUCGGCGGAUGGUGUGCUUGUUCCGGGGGGGUUUGGUGACAGAGGUGUAGAAGGGAAAAUCAUUGCAGCAAAAUAUGCACGUGAGAACAAUAUCCCCUACCUUGGCAUUUGUUUAGGAAUGCAAAUUGCUGUCAUAGAGUAUGCCAGAUCUGUUCUUGGUCUUGAAAAUGCAAAUAGCACCGAAUUCGAUCCAAAUACUAAAAAUCCUUGUGUCAUAUUUAUGCCCGAGGGUUCAAAAACUCAUAUGGGCGGUACCAUGCGCCUUGGAUCGAGGAGGACAUAUUUCCAAGUAAUGGACUCUAAAGCUUCACAGCUGUAUGGUAGUCAGAGGUUUAUCGAUGAGAGACAUCGCCAUCGAUACGAGGUGAACCCCGAGAUGGUAUUACAGCUUGAAAAUGCUGGCCUGAGUUUUACAGGCAAAGAUGAAAGUGGCCAGCGUAUGCAGAUUGUUGAACUUGGUGAUCACCCGUAUUUUGUGGGCGUCCAGUUUCAUCCUGAGUUCAAGUCUCGGCCGGGAAAACCUUCUGCACUUUUCUUAGGGCUUAUAGCAGCAGCUAGCGGGCAGUUGGAGGCACUGUUAAAGAAAAAUGUUAACGUUGGCGCCACAAACACAAACACAAAGCCAAAUGGAUUUACCAACACCAACGGAUCAUCAUCACCGCAUCGGUUUGGUAACAAGAUCCAUACAAACGGAAACACCAAUGGUGGUUUGCAUGUUUGAAACAAGAGUCUCUUUUUCUCAUGGAUGCUUUGUUUUUUCUUUUUUCUUUUUUUGUUUUUCUGAGUUUGAUUUUUGUAUAGAGGACCGGUACCGGUUAGGCUCAUCUAGAUGAAGCUGGAUCCUGUCUUUUUUUUUCUUCAAAAAAACAGAACAGCCUUUGAAUUAGGACAAAUUUACAAAGAUGGAAAACUGUAAACACCCCUAAAAACUGGAGGGGAUGGGAUGUGAUGUGAUGAAAGAAAAAGAUUGAGCCGUGUUCUGAA
Lactuca sativa (garden lettuce) is the source of this 2094-nucleotide messenger RNA. RefSeq lists its product as uncharacterized. Gene Ontology annotation, biological process: CTP biosynthetic process; pyrimidine nucleobase biosynthetic process. Lineage: Eukaryota; Viridiplantae; Streptophyta; Magnoliopsida; Asterales; Asteraceae. Gene Ontology annotation, molecular function: identical protein binding; CTP synthase activity. The record is from RefSeq and is a predicted model, not a curated record.